UAUUUGAAUUUCUAGUCACACCGAAACCCUCUAAACUACACAAAGUGAUAAGUAAGACGUUUGGAGAAUGAAUCAUAGGAGGACGCCCUGCCCCCCACUAAACACCACCGCAACCACAAUGAAGAAAUGUGUAAUUGCCUGUUCGUCUAUCGGUUCUCCGUCAACGUCGUGCUGUUCUCAUUGGCCACGAUUAUUCUCGUCCUCCGCAUGGUGAGCUGAUCCAGGAUGGGCGCGGGGAUCCCCUUCCAGCCGACAAAUUCUUGUUUCUUAUUAUCUUUUAUAAAGAAACCUUACUAAGCGCACAAAUAAAUAUUUGUUGAGCUGUGGAAAUGGUACAGGAAGCGGGGUACUGUGACGGGAUUAUCACUUGACGACGCACCUAAGCUCACAUCGACAUGACUCCAUUCAUAUGACUCCAACUCCAGCGCCAUUGUUCUGGCCCAAGUAUCAGGAAAGCAAAGGAACAACAGCGGAGUGCACUACAAUGGGACGAUUGUCCUGUAUGCUGGAUCUGGUCAACUUGGCUCAGUCCUCCCUGCGUUCCGGUUCGGUUUCCUUAUUCUUGGCUGGGAGCACCUCACAACAAUCUCGUUAAGCGUAAAGGCCAAAUUAUAGUAAAACUAACAGAAGGCAAAAGGUAAUCACAUAAAAAGCUUGUUAGAUAACAACGUGCGAGGCGGCGAAAAAGGAAGCGGACAUCCUGCACCCCGGCUCAUCCCCAAAAAGCAACAUGUCGAGCGUGUGAAUGUGCCUGGAUGUGUGGAAAAUGAUAUGGGGGCGGGCGGGAUGGCAGUGGGUUUGCGGUGCCUCCGCCCCCCCUCUUCCAGCUCCCAGAUCCUGAGCUAAGCUUUGUCAAGCGACAGGGUGUCAUGUUGAUGUGUAUGUCACUGGCAGCUGCUGCUUACAUGGCCCGGCUCCAGAUUCCCUCGCACUUCUCUGUCGAUACACUGAGAGAAUAUUACGGGAUUAUUAUGUCAAAUGUAAGAAUAGAAGACUGCAUACCAAGAAUAUAAUAAUGGGUUCUGUGGAGCUAUCACAAUUUGAACUUAUUUUGACUGAUAUAAUUCCAAUUUUAUCAUUGAAUUGAUCUCAGUGUAGCCAUAAGCCGGGGAUGAGUGUGCGUCUGAGUGAGUGUGUGUAUGUGUGUGUGGAUUAUAAUUGCCAUGCGGCUGUCAGUGACUGCAGGCGGCGCCUAACUGCACACAGCUGCAGAUGUGCGGCUCGUGUUGCAAUAUCAUUUUUAAUGCAAACCGCAUGCCACAUUAUGCAGCUGCAUUGCCACGUCACCGCUGCGGUUUCCCCAUUCCCAUCCGCCUUCCCCUUCCCCUUCCCUUCCCUACCCUUCCCCAACCUUCGGAUUUACCCUCUCAUCUUCAUCUCAUCUGCAAUCGCUCCUGCCGCUGAAGCUUUUCUUCUGCCACUGCCGGUCUUGUAGGAAAAAGCGGUAGCGGCUUGGCGAAAGGAACACA
This is a messenger RNA of Drosophila simulans, 1469 nucleotides long. RefSeq lists its product as uncharacterized. The record is from RefSeq and is a predicted model, not a curated record. Lineage: Eukaryota; Metazoa; Arthropoda; Insecta; Diptera; Drosophilidae. The transcript has a single exon. The coding region runs from base 68 to 214 and encodes 48 amino acids.